Messenger RNA from Drosophila obscura, 4608 nucleotides. RefSeq names its product 5-hydroxytryptamine receptor 2A (gene 5-HT1A). The record is from RefSeq and is a predicted model, not a curated record. NCBI's taxonomy places the organism in Eukaryota, Metazoa, Arthropoda, Insecta, Diptera, Drosophilidae. Gene Ontology annotation, biological process: adenylate cyclase-activating adrenergic receptor signaling pathway. Gene Ontology annotation, molecular function: G protein-coupled amine receptor activity. Gene Ontology annotation, cellular component: membrane. The transcript is spliced from 10 exons. The coding region runs from base 464 to 2974 and encodes 836 amino acids.
GCAAUACAACAGCAGCAGCAAAUCAGUCAGAGGAAGUCGGAACAGAGAGAAAGAAAAGUGAAAGCCAAAAGCCAAAAUUGUAAAUGCUCCGUGUAAACACUUGAAAGCUCGUUAGGAUAAUACAUCCUGUGUCUGCCUGCACACACCCACAUACAAACACACACUGAAAGAGGGAGGGGGCAUCUUCUUGUGUCAACCAUGCGCCGCCAACAGUGUCUGAGUAGCCACCAUCAGGACAAGCAGACUCAGCAGCAGCACCACCACCACCAGUACACCCACACUCACACACACACAGAUACAGAUACAGACAUUCACAGAGACACACAGCAGGUACAGCAGGACGAGUGCCCCUUUCAGGCCAUUGCCAUUGCAUAGUCGCGCUUCCGUUUCCGUCUGCUCACUCGCUUGCCUCAUUUCCGCUGCGGCUGCAAUUAAGCGAACAACCCCGAAAAGUAUCAACAAAAUGGCGCACGAGACCAACUUUAAUGAUGCACUUGACUUCAUUUACAUCGCCAACACCAUGAAUGAUAAUGCCUAUCUCAUAGCCGAACCCCAGCCGGAUUUACCCGAUGACGACCACGACAAGGACGAUGAUGAAAAAGAGCUGGAGGCGGAGGAUACAAACAACAAUAAGCAGAAAAAACAUUACUAUGGCUCUGUCCCCGAGAAGAGAAAACAAUUCUCGAGCUCCCUAGCCCUCAGCCCGACGACCACCGACCAUACCACCGCCCCUACCUCACCCCUGACCACAGCCGCCCUGGCCGCAGCGGCUGCCAGUGCCUCUGUGGCCGCCGCAGCAGCCAGGAUCACAGCCAAGGCUGCUCACCGAGCCCUGACUACCGCAGGAGGAUCGGUCAAUGGCAAGGAGGUGGCAAUGGCGACGGCUACAGCGACAGCGACGACGCUCCAGCUUAUCGAUCUGGACAACAAUUACACGAAUGUGGCCGUGGGCCUGGGUGCAAUGCUGCUCAAUGAUACACUGCUCCUGGAGGGCAGCAACAACAACUCAAUGCUGGGCAUCUUCGGUGAAAUGGUGAAUCAGAGCGCGCAACUGGAUAUGGCCAAUGGCAGUGCGAGUAUCAAUGUGACGACCAGCGAAGUGGCAGAAGAUGAUUUCACGCAUCUGCUGCGGAUGGCAGUGACAUCGGUGCUGCUUGGGCUGAUGAUACUGGUCACCAUCAUUGGCAAUGUGUUUGUUAUAGCGGCCAUCAUACUGGAGCGAAAUCUGCAGAACGUGGCCAACUAUCUGGUGGCCUCGCUGGCCGUUGCCGAUCUAUUUGUUGCCUGCCUGGUGAUGCCCCUGGGAGCUGUAUACGAGAUCAGCCAGGGCUGGAUACUCGGACCGGAGCUAUGCGAUAUCUGGACCUCCUGCGAUGUCCUCUGCUGCACUGCCUCCAUUCUGCACUUGGUGGCCAUUGCCGUGGAUCGCUAUUGGGCGGUGACCAACAUUGACUACAUCCAUUCGAGGACCAGCAACCGGGUCUUCAUGAUGAUAUUCUGUGUGUGGACGGCGUCGGUGAUUGUCUCGCUGGCGCCGCAAUUCGGCUGGAAAGAUCCGGACUAUCUGCAGCGCAUCGAGCAGCAGAAGUGCAUGGUCUCGCAGGAUGUGUCCUAUCAGGUCUUUGCCACCUGUUGCACGUUCUAUGUGCCGCUGCUGGUUAUCCUGGCGCUCUAUUGGAAAAUCUAUCAAACGGCCCGCAAACGCAUUCAUCGUCGGCGACCGCGGCCUGUCGCUACGGCUGUCAAUAAUAAUCAGCCGGAUGGAGGUGCGGCAACAGAUACAAAACUUAAUCGACUGCGUGUACGCCUUGGAAGAUUCUCAACAGCCAAGACCAAGGGCGGAAACCAAGCCGGAGGAACUGGAGGAGAGGCGGCAGCAGCAGGAGGCGGCGGCGGUGGAUCCACUGGCACGGCCCUGUGCCUGGUCGAAGGCAACUCAACAAAUACGGUCAACACUGUGGAGGACACCGAGUUCAGUAGCUCGAAUGUGGAUAGCAAGAGUCGUGCUGGCGUCGAGGCGGCACCACCCAGCACAUCGGGCAACCAGAUAGCCACCGUCUCCCACCUGGUGGCCCUGGCCAAGCAGCAGGGCCAGGCGGCAACAAAGUCGCUGGAAACCAAUGGCGCUGUAGAGAUUGGCAGCGGGGAGCAGGAGGCAGCAGCCACAACCGCAACAUCAGCAACGCCGUCGGUGGCCACGGGCACAGCAUCAGCAGCAGCAGCAGCGGCAGCAGCAUCAUCCACAGCAGAUGGGGAGGAGAGCGAACAGGGCAAGGCGAAUGGCUCGGGGGCUGCCGUGGAGGUGCUCGAGGAUCCUCAACUGCAACAGCAGCUGGAACAAGUGCAGCAACUGCAAAAAAAUAACAAAUCCGGUGGCGGUGGGGCCAGCACUUCGAAUGCCACAACGAUUACAUCAAUAUCGGCACUGUCCCCACAGACGCCCACUACGCCCAUAGGGGGUGGCGGCCCUGUGGCACCGCAUGCUGCCGGUCCGAUGACGGCCAAAACCAGUACGCUGACAAGCUGCAACCAGGAACAUCCGCUGUGCGCAUCUACCAGCUCCAUGCCCGUGACGCCCGAGCCGCGAUCCAAGCAGCUCCCUGGCUCGGCACCCCAUCCGGCAGCGGCCCAACAGCAGCUGUCGAGCAUUUCCAAUCCCAUGCAGAAGGUGAACAAGCGCAAGGAGACGCUGGAGGCGAAGCGCGAACGGAAGGCGGCCAAAACAUUGGCCAUCAUCACGGGCGCAUUCGUGGUCUGCUGGCUGCCCUUCUUCGUGAUGGCCCUGACGAUGCCGCUGUGCGAUGCAUGCCAGAUAAGCGACAGCGUGGCCUCGCUCUUCCUCUGGCUGGGCUACUUCAACUCCACCCUGAAUCCGGUUAUCUACACCAUCUUCAGCCCGGAGUUCCGGCAAGCCUUCAAGCGGAUUCUAUUCGGCGGACACCGGCCAGUCCACUAUCGCAGUGGGAAGCUUUAGAUAGUGCAUGCGAAGAGGCGAAGACGCUUCUGCUAAGCCGGUAAGUGGAUGCAGGUCUUUCCUCUUCGGCGGUACACAACAGAUUCGAAGCAGAGCGAAGCAGAACAAAAAACGAAGUAUACUAAAUGAUGACUUACGAUGGUGCCCCCAACCCCAACCCCUAGAACGUACGAGUGUAAAUAUUUCAGCUAAAUGUGGUUAAAAUUAAUAUUAAUGUUAACGUUUACGUUACGUUUACCUAUGCAAAUACGAGUACUAUACUCGUAUUAUAGUUAAUUCGAUGUUAGAUCUAGCUAAAUUUGUAAAUGCCAAGAGGAGACUGUUUUUGGAAGCAAACUAAAGCGUUGAAUUGAUUGAAAUGCCACCAAGAAAUACAAAAAUCUAUAUAUACAUAUAUGUAUAAUCAAAAUAAUUAGUUUUAAGCGGCUAACCCCUUUCCCAUCAACGAGUAAAUAUACAUACAUACAUACACAUACUUAAAGCUCUCUAAUUCCUAAACUUUUAUGUGUGUUUUUGAACUUGAUGUGAAUUGUAUACAUAUGUGUGUAUGUAACUUAGAUGUAACUCUAUAGAUGAUAGCGUUCGUUCCCUCUCUCCCUCGCUCUCUAUUCUGCUUCGAGGGAAUGGGACGUGUGUUCCCCGUGAGCCAAGACAUUGGAAUCGUUAUAACUGAAGCGAAUACUCGAUUAUGUAUGUAUUGUAUAUUAUUAUAGCUAUGUAGCGCCGCCAUCUAGAGACAUUCAAUGUGUGCAAUGAUCUGCGCAAUCGGCUAUGCAUGUUAGGCCUAAGAAAAUUUGUUGAUAAUCUCACUAUACGAGUACAUACUGUAAUAUUCGAUAGAUUCUAUUGUAAAGUGAAUUAAUCGCAUUGUCGAAACCCCAAAACCAGUUUAAAUGAAAUUUAAACGUAUUGUUAAAGCCACACAUAGGUAAAAAAAAAAACAAAACAAAAACAUAUUGUAUGUACAUUUAAAAUUGUUGCAUUAUUACUAAUAGUAAGUACUAAUACGAGUUGGUUAUUAUGGGCAAGGAUUUCUUUGAAUAUGAUGGCAUAUUGUUAGCAGUAAACAGUUUGCUCGCCUAUCGCAGGCUGCAAGAACUUGUAAUAUUUGAAGAGCAAACUACUUUCGGGAAAAAUGGGUAAAACAUAAUUAGCAAAACCAAAACAGACACGCAACCAAUACAUAGUGCGGCAUAUUGUAGUUAAGAUUAAGCGAAUAUCAAAAUAUUUUACGAAACUACUCGAAACCGAAAUCAAAACUCUACAAAAUCUUUAAGCAGAAACCAUUUCUUAGCCCCUAAGUGUUUACAGAUACAUACAUACAUACAUACACACACACUGUAUAUCUAUGAAUAACAAUAGAAGUUAAAAUCAAGUCCGACUUGUCCCAUGCCAAAGAAUAGUUCUGAACAACACCCCACACCACUUAUCAAUCAAAAUCUGCCAAAGGCACUUCUUGUUUCAUUUCGAUUAUGUUUACUUCAAUCGUUAUAUUCAGUUCAAACAUUGGCGCGCAUUUAGGAAAGAACUAUUGCUUGGCAUGAGAGACAACUGGAGACUUGGAGCCACUCAUCAAACUAACGAAAUUACUAUAAACUACAUUGGCUGCAAAUUAAAUUAAAUAAAGAUUUAAA